UUUACCUUAAUGAAGAGUUGAAUGCUUUUUUAGUAAUCUAUGUAAUUACUGACAAUUUGUGUACAUACAUAUAUGCACAGCACACACACACACAAACAGCACACGCAACGUUUCCACCAUCAUUAGUGUCAGAAAUAUUUUAAAGCCCAUUCUUUAAUCUCUAUGUAUUUUUUGCAUGAUAAACAGUUAUUCACUGCUGCAUGUUGGAGGCCCGUUGACAUGUGUGACUGAUCAGCUUAAGGAAGGUGAGGUCAGGGCAGUGUCAGUGUCUUUAAUCUGCAGAGUCCCACGCUGAGGAGCUCUACACAGACAGGAAACCACCAAAAGACAGAGUUUGGUCAGGUUGGACUGCUGAGAGAUGACCGUCCACUGGUUGGCCACCCAGCUUUGGAGAUACCGCGUGGCAGUUCUCAUGGUGACCUUGGGGGUUUCCUUUCUGCUUAUCCUUGUAGGUAGUCAUUUGUUACAGCAUUCAAGCCCUCAUGAUUGGCACAAAGGUAGGAGCAAGGAGCCAGUGGAGGAUAGAGAGGGACUAGCUGCCAAUGCCAAUCAAAGACCUAACAACCCAUACCAAGACCACAAAAGAAGAAGUGACACUCAGCCCUCUGGUGCACAGGCUCAAAAGGAUGCCAAUAUUUAUAAUAUACUGAGGACAAGGACACGGAGUCCUCCUGUUGUUUUCCUCAAAACACACAAGACAGGAAGCAGUACUGUCCAAAAUCUGCUGUUUCGCAUGGGAGAGAGGGACAAAGCCACAUUUGCUUUUCCUCAGUACACCUACCAGUUCAGCUAUCCAGAUAAAUUCAGGGCAGAAUUUGUGGACGAGUUACCCGAUGGUUCCUCUCAGUACGACAUACUUUGUAGCCACAUGCGUCUAGACGUGGGACAGCUGAAACAGGUGAUGCCACCAAAUGCCAUCUACAUCACAAUCCUUCGUGAACCUCUACGGACAUUUGAGUCUGUUUUCUCGUAUUACACCUCUGCUGUUCCCGCUUUCACCUUAGCCAAAAAGGCAGCAGAGACAGCAGGGCACAAAUCAGCAUUGUCAGUUUUCCUGGAGUCACCAGAGUCAUUUUGGGACCCUAAAGAGCCUGGUAAUGGCCUGGGAAAGAACCCCAUGAGCUUUGAUUUAGGUCUCAACAGCCGGCAGUGGACCUCUUCCUGGCCCGCUGACUUGAUUCUGCUGGAGGAGACCUUCCAGCUGGUUAUGAUCGCAGAGCAUUUUGACGAGUCCCUGGUCCUCCUGGGGGCCCUGCUGCAGCUGGAGCUUGAGGAACUAGCCUAUGUUCGCCUCAACACUCGCUCUCCUCAGGAUGUCACUCCACUGGACGACAUAACCAAAGCCAGGAUCCGGGCCUGGAACAGCCUGGACGUGUUGCUCUAUGACUUUUUCCUCCAGUUCUUCUGGGAGAAGGCAGAGCAGUAUGGGCCGGAGAGGCUGAACAGAGAGGUGGCUCUACUGAGGGCCUCCACAGACACAAUCAGGCAGAAAUGUGUGGCCAGGAAGGGGGUGCCCCCUGGGGAACUGGAGGACCUAGUAAGGCCUUGGCAGACUGAUUCGGUCACUAUCUUGGGGUAUCAGGUACAGGGGAACUUGACUAAGCAGGAGCAGGGAUUCUGUAUGCGUCUAGUACUGCCUGAAAUUCAGUACCAUGCUCAUCUGUAUUUCCAGCAGUAUGGUCGAGACAUGAAGGCUGUGCCUACAGAGUAACGCACGUAAGGGACUGUACGAAAAUGAUUAGAGGUGGCGGGUGGUCAGAAAGGGAGGAGGGUUAUGUACUAUUCAUUUUUGUUCAAGGGAAUGCAGUCUAUAUUUUUUGGGAGAGCAGGGUACAGUGUUUUACUAACUUUUACUAAUCCCAGAAGGAUAUUUUCAUCAUUGAACAUCAACAGAAGUGGCGCCUGGGCCCACUUCACGCAUUAGGUGGCUGUAAUAGAGUGCUGCAGGAAUGAGUCCUAAAACCCAGAAAUGAGUUAGCAUUUUUGCCCUUCCAGUUCCCUCGUCUCGAAGUCAGUGGGUUUUUAGUUAGAUGCCUGAAAUAAGGUCUUGGGUUAACACAAACUUAAGCUUAUGUAGUUACAAGUGUUUUUUUUUUCAUGUUUUAUGUCUGUUGUUGUAAUCAUUUUCUGAAAAUGCAAAUAAAAUAUGAAUUGUAAAAACAUAA
Molecule: messenger RNA, 2165 nt
Organism: Siniperca chuatsi (mandarin fish)
Lineage: Eukaryota; Metazoa; Chordata; Actinopteri; Centrarchiformes; Sinipercidae
Product: galactose-3-O-sulfotransferase 2
Exons: 3
Coding region: 359-1711 (450 amino acids)
Biological process (GO): glycolipid biosynthetic process
Cellular component (GO): membrane
Molecular function (GO): galactosylceramide sulfotransferase activity
Source: RefSeq, a predicted model, not a curated record